AUGGAAAUGAAUCGCGGCCAAAGGGCCUUAAUUUUAUUGCUCGCCUUAGCGGCGGGCCCAUCGUUUGCAUAGUAAGUUCUUAUGUUGUUGUAGGCUUUGUAAAUGGCAUAUUUUAAGUUUAUAAUUUAUAUUUUUCGGGUAGUCUCAUAUAUUUUUGCCCACUAAACCUUUAGGUAUAUGAGUAUCUUCUCGCUACAGAUGUAGACCUUUAAAUAGUAAUAAUUGAUCUCAAUUACAGUGACGAUGUGAACGAUCUGCCAUUCGUUACAACAUGGCUGAACGAACAAGCUAGAACCACAUUCACUGAAAAGUCAAACGCUGAACGUGGUGAAUACUUAAAGUCAGUCUACGAAAACCUUGACACCGCUACAAAGAACGAAGUGCACGACAACUUGUUGCCAGAAUGUUACUCAUGGUUCUUGACUGAGUCUCAGAAGGAAGAAUUGGAAGCUUUACAUCAGUCUGGAGAUCAUGAGAGAUGUCAUUCAAGAAUCGCGGAAAUCAAGAAGGGAUUGACAACAAAACAACAAGAAAACAUUGACAGUUAUUGGGCUCUGUGUGAACAUGCUUGGUAUCACGAGAACCACGAAGGAGAAGGUCAUCAUGAUCAUCACGCUCAUCAUCAUCACAGAAGAAGCUUGGUGAGUUUUUUUACAAUUGUAUAUUUAAAUCGAGUUUAUUAUGUAAAAUUGGCUGCAUAAUGCCAUUUUUAAUAAUAUAGUAAACCCUCGAUUAAUUUCAAAUUUAUUAAGUAAAACGCUUUUCAGCACCGCCACGUCCGUCCAGUCAGACACGUCCACACCUCCUUCGAUGACUUUGCUUCCGAACACUUGACUUGGCUUUCUGAUGCCGAGAAAACUGAUGUCAAGGCUCUCCACGAAGGAAAUGAUCCACACAAGUCUGGAACCAAGAUCAUCGAACUCUUCAAGGAAGCUACAGGAGAGAAGAAAGAGAAGGCAACGGCUCAACUUCAAUCUGCCUGCAAAGAACUCAUCAUGAACACAGUCGGAGAAGAAGCCACUCAAGAAUUGAAGAAGUUGAAGGAAUCUGGAGCUAACCACGAAGAUAUGAGCAAGAAAGUUGACGAACUCAUCGGUUCUGUCACUGAUGAGGCCAAGAAGACCAAGGCUCAACGCUUUAAGCCUUUGUGCGAACAAGUCUACCUUAUCAGUGGAAAGAGCCGCAAAGUCAGACACAGUCACGGAGGCAAGUUGAACCACAAAGGUCAUCAUGGAGAACAUGGUUUGGACGACUACCUUCAUACCUACUUGAACUGGCUUACCGAAGCCCAGAAGGAGACUUUGAGAGAAAUGAAGUUUGCCGGCAGCUCUGAAGAAGACCUCAGAAAUCAAGUUUUGGACUUUUACGAUCACACAACUGGAGAUACUAGAGCCGAAGCACAAGAAGCCCUCCAAGACGGAUGCCGCACCUUAAUUCAAGGAGCUAUUGGAGAAACCAACGCUGAGUUGCUGAAGAACAUGAAGAAGGAAGGAAGCUCAAACUCUGAAAUCUACGAAAAGAUUCAAGAGAUGUUGGGUCAAAUCUCGGACAAGAACAAGGUCGAAAGAGCUCGAAAGUAUGCCCCAACAUGCAAGAAGGCUUUCGAAAUUGCUUCUCGUAAACGACGUGAUCACCAUCAUCAUGAACUUGAAUCCAAAUUGAAAGGAGUCUGGAGCUGGUUGACGGCCGAACAAAAGGACGCAAUCAGAGAGCUACAGAAGCAAGGAAAGAAGGAGGAUGCUCUUUUGAACAAAGUAUUUGAAUACUUCAAGGCCUUGACUGGAAAGGAAAAGUCUGAAGCUGAAGACGGUCUUCAAUCUAGCUGUGGAGGACCAAUCUUGGCUAUUUUGGGACCACAAAAGGCCGAAGACUUGAAGAAGUUUAUGGAAACUGGAAGUACUCCAGCUGCCUACGAAGCCAAGGUCAAGGAACUGUUGAACGCUAACCCAUCAGCCAGAAAGCUUUCUCAAACUGAAGAAAACUGUAAAUUGGUAUUCACACAAGCUAAUACACGUAGACGCCGACAUGAACAUCUUGACCAUCACGGCAAACACAGUUUGGAAGACUACUUGAAGACCCACUUAAGCUGGUUGACUGAUGACCAAAAGGAAAACAUUAGAAAGCUGAAGACCGAAGGCAAGUCUCGUGAUGAGAUUCAGACUGAAGUCAUGAAGUACUACAAGGAAUCUUCUGGUGAUCAAAAAGAAAAAGCUACGGCCCAACUGCAAGCUGGUUGCAGGGAACUUUUGGUUGCCGUUAUUGGUAAGGAGAAGGCCGAAGAACUGAAGAAGCUGAAGGAAGGUGGUGCUACCGUAGCCGACGUACUCUCCAAGGCCGAAGAAUUGUUCAAAUCUGCCGGAGAAAGCGAGAUCUCAAAACAAGCACAACACUAUCAAGCUCAUUGUAAGGAAGUGUUUGGUCUGAACAGAAAGCGAAGAAGUCAUGGUGACUCCGGACAUGAUCAUCACCAUCAUGAACUUGAAUCCAAGUUGAAGGGUGUGUGGAGUUGGCUGACUGAAGAACAGAAGUCUGAGAUCAGACAGUUGAAGAAUCAAGGCAAGAAGGACGAUGCUCUUCUGAACAAGGUAUUUGAAUACUUCAAAGCUUUGACCGGCAAAGAAAGAGAUGAAGCUGAAGAUGGUCUUCAGUCUAGCUGUGGUGGUCCAAUCUUGACUAUUUUGGGUCCCCAAAAAGCCGAAGAUUUGAAGAAGUUCAUGGAGAUGGGUAGCAAGCCAGAAGCCUAUGAAGCUAAGGUGAAGGAACUUCUGAACGCCAAUCCAUCAUCACGCAAACUUUCUCAAACCGAAGAGAACUGCAAGCUUGUAUUCACACAAGCCAAGCGUAGACGGCGCCACGAUCACCAUGCUAACCACAACCUCGAAGACUACUUCAAGACUCAUUUGUCCUGGCUGACUGAUGCCCAGAAAGACGAGUUGAGAGCUUUGAAGAAGGAUGGCAAAGGAAAAGACGAGAUUCAAGCUAAAGUAAUGGAGUUCUACGGAGCGGCUACUGGUGAAACUAAAGAGAAGGCUACCUCACAACUUCAGGCUGGUUGUCGCGAACUUUUGCAACAUGUUAUUGGAGCUGAGAAGAUGGUCGAGUUGAAGAAGUACAGAGAGAGCGGCAAGACCUUGGAAGAGGUUUCGGCCAAGGCUUACGAGUUCGCGGCCGCUGUUGAGGAAAACGAGCACAAGAAGGAGGCCCAGAAGUAUACAACUCAAUGUAAAUCAUUGUUCGGUCUUUCUUCUAGACGCCGUAGACACGAUCUGUCAUUUAUCGCUUUCUAA
Messenger RNA from Bursaphelenchus okinawaensis, 3287 nucleotides. The record is from the annotation of a GenBank genome assembly. Lineage: Eukaryota; Metazoa; Nematoda; Chromadorea; Rhabditida; Aphelenchoididae.